Messenger RNA from Calidris pugnax (ruff), 3744 nucleotides. It is a transcript of the gene OPN4, whose product is annotated as opsin 4. Gene Ontology annotation, cellular component: membrane. The record is from RefSeq and is a predicted model, not a curated record. The transcript has 12 exons. Gene Ontology annotation, molecular function: G protein-coupled receptor activity. The coding region runs from base 253 to 1797 and encodes 514 amino acids. Gene Ontology annotation, biological process: G protein-coupled receptor signaling pathway; visual perception. Lineage: Eukaryota; Metazoa; Chordata; Aves; Charadriiformes; Scolopacidae.
CUCAGACCUACCUCGCUGGCAUGGACUUGCCUGAUAGCCCAGACUCUCAGCUGAUCCUGACUGCCAUCCCUGGGUCUGCCUGUCUCAGCUCACUCAUACGCCGUGGGAUGGUGCUCUGGCUGAUUUUGUUCACCUGAAUAAUCAGCCCAUUCAAAGGGGGAUCUCUUGUCCCUCUGAAGACCCCCCAACGGUACCAAAACUGUGGAGUCCUUCAAUGCAUGGAAUGACUCGGGAGCCAAUACCUACACAUUGAUGGACCUGUCUCUUAGAGCCCCAACAAAAAUGACACUGCAAGAUGUUCCUGGUGCCUUUCCUACAGUGGAUGUCCCAGACCAUGCCCAUUACACAAUUGGAGCAGUCAUUCUUAUAGUGGGAAUCACAGGAACUCUGGGUAAUUUCCUGGUCAUCUAUGCUUUCUGCAGGAGUAGGAGCCUUCAGACUCCAGCCAACGUAUUCAUCAUCAAUCUAGCUAUUAGUGACUUCCUGAUGUCCAUUACGCAAUCUCCAGUUUUUUUCACCAACAGCCUCCACAAACAUUGGAUUUUUGGUGAGAAAGGCUGUGAGCUGUAUGCCUUCUGCGGAGCUCUUUUUGGCAUUACAUCUAUGAUCACUUUGAUGGUGAUUGCCUUGGACAGAUAUUUUGUCAUCACAAAACCUCUGGCUUCUGUUGGAGUGACGUCUAAGAAGAAGGCCCUAAUAAUCCUAGUAGGAGUCUGGCUGUACUCUUUGGCUUGGAGCCUCCCGCCCUUCUUUGGAUGGAGUGCAUACGUUCCCGAGGGUCUGCUGACUUCCUGUUCCUGGGACUACAUGACUUUCACACCAUCAGUCCGCGCCUACACAAUGUUGCUUUUCUGCUUUGUCUUUUUCAUUCCUUUGAUUGCUAUCAUAUACAGCUAUGUCUUUAUAUUUGAGGCUAUCAAGAAGGCCAACAAGUCUAUUCAAACAUUUGGAAGCAAACAUGGAAAUAAAGAGUUCCAGAAACAGUAUCAGAGGAUGAAAAAUGAGUGGAAGAUGGCCAAAAUUGCAUUGAUUGUCAUCUUGCUUUAUGUCAUUUCCUGGUCACCAUACUCUGUUGUUGCUCUGGUAGCUUUUGCUGGGUAUUCCCAUGUCCUAACACCCUUCAUGAACUCCAUACCAGCUGUGAUUGCCAAAGCUUCUGUCAUCCAUAACCCCAUCAUUUAUGCUAUUACUCACCCAAAAUACAGAACAGCCAUUGCAACAUAUGUUCCUUGCCUUGGAUGCCUGCUGAGAGUUUCUCCUAAACACUCACGGUCUUUCAGCAGUUACCCCUCCUCCAGACGAGCAACUGUAACCAGCCAGUCUUCUGAGAUAAGUGGGCUGCAGAAAGGAAAAAGGCGACUGUCUUCUCUCUCUGACAGUGAAUCAGGCUGUACUGACACAGAAACUGAUACCCCCAGUACGUUCUCCAGACUUGCUAGCAGACAGAUUUCCUAUGAUACGGGUAAAGACACAACUCAAACUAGUGACAUAAGAGCCAAACCUAAACUGAAGAGCCGUGAUUCUGGGAUUGGUGAGAAGACACCUGUAGAUGCUGAUGACAUAUCCAUGGUAGAAUUGAAUGUGACAGAGUACACUGCUACACCUACCAAAGAUGAAAGCCUGAAAGGUGUUGGACAAAGAAAAGAGUCUCACCACAGACAUUCUGCAGCCCAGAUACCCAGCAUUACAAUAACAUACAGCAAUGUCCAAGGAGUAACGCUGCCUUCUGGAUACAACUCUGGUUUCCUGUACCCUAAGAUCAACAGCCAUAAGCAUAACAAGAAGUCCAACAGCUAAGUGAGUGGGGCAAGCCAGAAUGUCACCUUAGCCAAUACCUCCGGAACAACUAUGGACCAGCUGAAUCCAGAAUACCUUCCUACAUUGUUCAGAAAUGCUCCUACAAAGACACAACACAAGACAAGCAAGGAUAAAAGCAAGGGGAGUAAGCUUUUCAGCAUGAGAACUCUCUCCAGUGGUUCACUACUUGAUCUGAGUCAUGUUGUAAUUUUAUUAUCUCUUCUUUAUGCAGCUCAUGAAAUGAUUUCUUCUAUUUGGAUUUUACUCUGCUCAGGUAUAUUCCACCACUGCAGGGAUCUUACCUACAAGCCUCCUAGGAUUAACUUGAGAGGAAAGGGAAGUAUGAAAUUCAAAGCUGGCCUUUGUUCACUUAGUGUAGUUUAACUUCAAAGCUAUUAUAGAGCUAAAGCUGAGAGAUUUGGGGAAAAAUGUACAUUACUUCCUGAAGAUGGUUUCUCCAUUAUUGUGAACUUCCUCAACCAAAUGAAAAUCACAGUGUCAGUGCUCCCUUCCAUCGUUAAUAACACAUUUGCCCUCAUUUUCUUCUACAAUCCAUUUGAAAGACAAUGCACUUGGGCAGUAAUUUGAAGUCUCAGAUCUAUAUUUUAAUUUCUGAGAUUCUGGAGCAAGAAAAGGGAAUAACAUUGAGGAGGAGGCUAUGGUCCUUUCUAUACUUAGUUUCUUUUUCCAACUGUCACUUAAGAGAUGCAUUUAACCCACUCUUAGCUAACCUCCCCAGAGCUAUAGAAGAGUAUUAGGAAACUCCUCCUGAGUUUCCUUUAGCAGGUUUUAUGAGAAGAAUGCAGAAUUCACAGCAAUGUUUAUACUGAGGUGUCUUAUGGGUAAGUCAGUACAUCUGCCUUCUAAUGCUUCAAAGUGGUUUACCUUUAGAUGUGCUUUUUUUAAGUAGAUCUUGGGAGGAGAAAGGUUAGUUCUCCAAAAACAGUUGUUCUAGAGAUGUGUGGAAUCCACACCAUCCCCACUUUAGCAUUUUAAUAGAACAGAGAUGGAAAGGAGCUAUUACAGUUCCUCCCUUCACCUACCACAACCGGAUAUUGUCUCCAGGCAGAGAACAAUAUUAAACUGAUAAUAUAUGCAGCUAGCAAUAAGGAGAAGGAAGGGAGAAAUCAUAUAAUCUUCAAAAAGGAAGUAUGUUCAAAGAUAUUCAUCAAGUCUAAGAAAUUUUAUUAUGACUUAUUGCUUAGGUUUUUAAAAUUAUUUUAAAAUACGAACCAUGUAAUUCUUCCCAUCCUUUGUCAUGAAGGCUAUUCACACUAGUGAAAACUGGGAACAAAUACUAGCGAAUGUUGCCCGUUUCAUAUGGGUCACAAAAGGCUGAACCUGUCAAGAAAAUAGGCCAAAACUCACACACGUUUUUCAUGUGUUACUAAGAAGUGCAUGGUAUGUGUCCCUAAGAGCUAGACCCUUUGUUCUUGUCAUGAUUUUGUUCCCAAGUACUAUCCUAGAAGACUAUACUCUGCACUCUUCUGCAUUCCCUUCCACUUUUAGAGGGUAUAAAAAGAAUACUUCCAUGGCUAGAAAAGCCUUACGAAUGCACCGCAUGUUGUUCUCUAUAUCCUUCAACUCCAACAUGUACUAGAGAUUAGUUUGAAUCUAUAAAAAGAACUACAGCUGUUUGUGCUCGUCUACUUAGAAAACCACAUAUUAAUUAGGGAGAAUUUGUUUGGGAGCACUUCAAAACUCUUGUGUGUACUCCCUGUGUAACUGACAGCUUUGCCUUCCCUUCACCUCUACUGAGACUAGAAAAAUCAUUCAGGGGAAGCCUACAGAAUUCAUUUCACCUGAAUAUCUCUAAGUGAUUCACUCUGUAACCCCAGUGGUAUUUGGAAUAAAUCAUUAUUAGUUCAUAUUUCAUCUCAUCUUAGCAGCUUUAUUUGUGUCCUGUAUCCUCUACUUGGCAGCCAUUCUUUCCGCUUUGCUGUCUCU